UAUGGCGGAACCAAAGCUAAGUAAAGACGUGUAUAACGUUAAAAGUGAUGAUAAUGCCGACACGAAGGAGCAUAUUUAUCUUGAAGAAACGUUUUACAUUCUUUCUAAAAAGAAGUCUGUGUUUCGUGUCCGACUCACAUCGAAGGGACUGUCAUUAAUAAAAGAAACUGACGACAGUUCUAAAGAGCAAACCAUACUUUUGCGGGAUAUCAUCGGCAGUAAAUGUAUGAGAAGUAAAAGACGUCGUGUUGGAGCCAGAUCUUGUAUUUGCAGUUCUUUUGUUGGUCACCAACAGCUAAAGGUAGUUGAUGAAAACAGUGGUGACCUUGAUGAAAACGAUAUCAGUGCGUAUCUUUACAUAUACGCUUACAAUUUAAAGCGCAGCCGCCGUAGUCUGAAACGAGAGAGAACAACAAUAACAUUACGUUUUCGAUCCUACGAUAAAUAUGAAGAUAAUAACAGAGAGGCGCAAAAGUGGCGAACGACAAUAAAAUGUUUAUUAGCGGAUCAGCCGAUUAGCUACACGUUACCUUACAACGAUAAGAAAUUGUUAAUACUAUUGAAUCCGAAAUCCGGUCCGGGAAAGGCAAGAGAACUUUUUCAAACUAAAGCGGCACCUAUUUUACAAGAGGCAGAUACACCUUACGAUCUACAUGUUACGAAAUACGCACAGUAUGCUCGUGAAUUUGUUCGCACGCGAAAUGUUUACGCGUGGCGAGGGAUAGUGGCAGUGGGAGGAGAUGGGGUGUUAUUUGAAAUAUUGAAUGGAAUGUUCGAACGCCUAGAUUGGCAUCAAGCACUCUCAGAAGUUCCUCUGGCUAUCCUGCCGUGUGGUUCUGGCAAUGGCCUAGCACGGACCAUCUGUCAUCAUUACAAGUAAGUUAUUUUAUUCUUGUAAGAAUUACUUUCUAGUGUAGGGUAAAUUGAUAAAUUUUAUCAAAUCCGAUUAAUGGUUGAAUAGUACAAAUAUACUUUCGUUUAAUUGUGUUUUAUGUAUCUCAGAUAUCAUUAAUCUCAUAGAUUAUCGGUUGAGUUAUUGAUAUUCAAUAUUAUCCUUAAUUCUUUAGAAGAAUGCAUGUAUAGAAAAUGUAAAAAAAAAUAAAAAAAAAUUAGUUUAA
Messenger RNA from Melitaea cinxia (Glanville fritillary), 1118 nucleotides. Its product is annotated as sphingosine kinase 2-like. Gene Ontology annotation, cellular component: cytoplasm; intracellular membrane-bounded organelle; membrane. Gene Ontology annotation, biological process: sphingosine biosynthetic process. The record is from RefSeq and is a predicted model, not a curated record. The coding region runs from base 2 to 880 and encodes 292 amino acids. The transcript has a single exon. Lineage: Eukaryota; Metazoa; Arthropoda; Insecta; Lepidoptera; Nymphalidae.